Myripristis murdjan (pinecone soldierfish) is the source of this 3196-nucleotide messenger RNA. RefSeq names its product pyruvate dehydrogenase E1 subunit alpha 1b (gene pdha1b). The record is from RefSeq and is a predicted model, not a curated record. Gene Ontology annotation, cellular component: intracellular membrane-bounded organelle. The coding region runs from base 98 to 1456 and encodes 452 amino acids. Gene Ontology annotation, molecular function: pyruvate dehydrogenase (acetyl-transferring) activity. Gene Ontology annotation, biological process: pyruvate decarboxylation to acetyl-CoA. Lineage: Eukaryota; Metazoa; Chordata; Actinopteri; Holocentriformes; Holocentridae. The transcript has 13 exons.
UUCGCGGACGCACACUAACAAGGAAGCAGCAGCUCUCAGCGGUGUUAGCGGUUUUUAAUCCUUUUAGGCUCUCAGGUCGUCGCCGCCGCUCAGUAGCAUGAAAAAUAUGCUAACCAUUAUUUCUAACGCGCUGUGUCGGAUCACUGGCAAGAAUGUGGCGGCCCAAACAGUGUCAGAGUUGCUGAUUGACCUGUCAGAGUACGUCUCUUUAACCUCACCGGCGGCUCCUGCCUUGGCAAAGACCCAGCGACAGCCACCCAAACCACCACCAGUCAGUACUAGAGCCUCUGCUGAGCAGUUAGUUAGCGCCCCGGCCGCUCCGCUAGCCUCACCAGGGGCCCGAGUCGUGGUGUCCCGCUCCUAUGCUGACUUCACCCCCCAGGCCACCUUUGACAUCAAGAAAUGCGAGGUGCACCGGCUGGAGGAGGGGCCUGCGGGGAAGGCGGAGCUGACGCGGGAGCAGGGCCUGCAGUAUUACCGCACCAUGCAGACCAUCCGCCGCAUGGAGCUGAGGGCCGACCAGCUCUACAAGCAGAAGAUCAUCAGGGGCUUCUGCCACCUGUAUGACGGACAGGAAGCUUGUGCCGUGGGCAUCGAGUCGGCCAUCAACCCGUCUGACCACCUGAUCACCGCCUACCGCUCCCACGGCUACACCUACACCCGCGGCGUGUCCGUCAAAGAGAUCCUGGCAGAGCUCACCGGUCGUAAAGGGGGUGUGGCCAAAGGCAAGGGAGGCUCCAUGCACAUGUACGCCCCGCAUUUCUAUGGAGGCAACGGCAUUGUGGGAGCGCAGAUUCCUUUAGGAGCAGGCAUCGCUCUGGCCUGCCAGUACCAAGGCAACAACCAGGUGUGUGUGACGCUGUAUGGAGACGGAGCCGCCAACCAGGGCCAGCUGUUCGAGUCAUUCAACAUGGCUGCCCUGUGGAAGCUGCCGUGCAUCUUCAUCUGUGAGAACAACAGGUACGGCAUGGGGACGUCGGUGGAGAGAGCGUCAGCCAGCACCGACUACUACAUGAGAGGAGACUUCAUACCAGGAAUCAGAGUGGACGGGAUGGACGUGCUGUGUGUCCGAGAGGCCACCAAGUUCGCCGCAGACCACUGCAGAGCCGGCAAGGGCCCCAUCGUCAUGGAGCUGCAAACAUACCGUUACCAUGGACACAGCAUGAGUGACCCCGGGGUCAGCUACCGCACGCGUGAGGAAAUCCAGGAAGUGCGCAGCAAGAGCGACCCCAUCUCACUGCUGAAGGAGCGCAUGCUGAGCAGCAACAUGGCCUCCGCAGAGGAAUUCAAAGUAAUCGACGUGGAGAUCCGCAAGGAGGUCGAGGAGGCGGCUCAGUUCGCCACGUCUGACCCGGAGCCGCCGCUGGAGGAACUCUGCAACCACAUUUUCUACAACGAAGCGCCCAUAGAGGUGCGCGGGACCAACCCCUGGUCCAAACUCAAAUCUGUCAGCUAGACACAGCGCCGCUCGCUCUCUCUCACGCACACACUCCUAAAUUCAACACCGCGCAAUAAACAGCUACAAGCCUCGGCAGCCGUCUGUUUAAACCAACUCCUCUGCCCUCGUCCAGCGUAGAUCUCAGCAGCAUUCCGCACCUUAUGGACUGAACUUUGACCCAAAGCUGUCAGUGUAAUUUAUAUAGAGUAUGUAUAGAUAUUUAAAUCACAUUUUGUGUCUGUUUGUCCUCCUGACACGGUGGGAUGAGGUUUUCCCAUCAACACUAACCCUUGUGAGUUUCCUGAAAGAUUUGUCACGCCGUAUCUGAAUUCAAAUUAUUUGUCACUUAUUUUGUCAUUUUAAGAGAGAGUUAAGGCAUUUUAUCUGACCUGUUCCUUGGUAUUUUAUUUUUGUAUAGAGUAUGGGUGGAUAGUGAAAGCCGUUGGAAAAUGUCAGAUGAUGUUAGCAGUCCUUGUGUGGUUUACACGCAUUAACCUGUGUUGAAAAAAAUGUGAUCUAUUUUCCCUUUAUAUUACAGUUGCGAUAUCCACAUGUUUACACUGGAUUUUCUUCCUUUUUUCCUGCUGAAAAUAUUUAAAAAAAAUAUUGGGAUUCGGCACAGCAACAGAACGCUGAAGCAAGCUGUUACACUUUUUUUCCCCUUUAAACAAAAACAGUUGCACCUUCUUGCAACGUAGAAGAAGGCAAUGCUGAAUAUUGCAAAAUGGAAACAAAAAAAAAGAUUGAUUUUAAAGCCAUUAUAGUAGUCAUGCACUUUUUUGAGCCUCUGAGUUUUCAGAAAUUUUUACAUGUGAAACGUUUCAGAAACAGCAGGAAAACUUCAGCGUUGUUUAGCUGGAAUGAAUACGCGGCAAGCUAAACAGUGUGAGUGGCAGUUCAACUGAUUUGUUUUUAUUGAGUUACUAUGUGAUCAUGUAUGAGAACUGAGAAGACUAUAGAGCAGUAUUGCCAGACACUAGUUUACCGGUUAAUUGCCAGCCUCAAGUCCAUCACACAUGCACAUUUAUGCACAUUUAUGUCAUUUUAUGUUCUUUCAGCGACUUGCAGUGGCAGAGCAGCAGACUUUAUAUUUUAUUUUUUUUAAAGUGAACCCCUCACAAUGACACUAACUCCCCAUAUUAACCAGCCAAUGUCACAAAUUUUCCAACUAAUCAGAAUUUUACAGCAUGUGAGGAGCUAAAAGUGAUGGUUACCUGCCAGAGAGGUUGGGAGUAAAAUCUAAAUCGAGUUGCGUUAUAAAAUAAUCAAAACAAGGCUGGUGAAUGUUGGAAUGAAGCAGCUCCUGUGAGCCGUGUGCUACAGAUCCGUUACCUGUUACAUUGAACCACUUUGUGUUUUUAAGGUAUUCGUGUUUUUCAGCGCACAUGAUAAGAGAAUCCUCGGCUCGGUGAAAACUCUGUUACCUGUAUUAAGAUGCACUUGGAGCUCGGGCUGAUCUCUGUGGCCAUGUCCGAACAAACUGUUGCACUUUGGGAAAAUCUCUGAGGGGAAAAAUGAAGAUGUGGAAGAGUUAAGAGCCGAAGCUCUGGAUUUUCUGUUCCCCUGUUUCUCGUACCUCUUUCCUUUUAUUUAAUAUUAAUAACGAUAAAAAAUGUCCACUGUGUUACCGACCAUGACCGUGUACAGAUGUGAAGCUUUCUUGGACUAUUUAUGUGUAAAUGAAGUAUCUGUAAGAUGAAAAGCUGUCAGACUGUUGCUGUAAGAUAAAUGCAGAAGUAAAGUUGGGAUGAAAUGUUA